Molecule: messenger RNA, 1657 nt
Organism: Amoebophrya sp. A25
Lineage: Eukaryota; Dinophyceae; Syndiniales; Amoebophryaceae
Source: the annotation of a GenBank genome assembly
CUCAUUGGUCGUGUUUUAUCUGACGAGCCGAAAGUCGAUGCAAAGGGACUCCUGCGAGUGCCUGUACAGGUCUUUCGAGCCGAGGAGGAAAUGAAACAAGAAGUGCAAAAAUAUCACGUCGAAUUUGAGGCCGCAGGUGUGCUGGGCGAUAAAUCUGGAAGAUACCAUAUUUUUCAAGCUGCGGAGGAAGAUGAUGACGAUCUCGCACUUAAUCUGACGAGAAUGAAGUUAGGACCUCAUCAAGAAGAACCUGAGCCACCAUCUGCGAAAAUUAAAAAGCAAGACGAAAAUAAGAUAUUGCUCAAACUGGACAACUUGUUGGGUAUGCCUGUCUACCCUACCAAUCAGGAUCACCGCGGCGAUGCAGUUGUCAAGCUUGCAGACCUUAAAAAAGUGGAACUGAAUGGCAAACUAGGUAUAGUUCGUGCAGAAGACAAGAGUGACAUUUCCCGCGCAAAUGGGCGUGUGCCAGUUGUCAUUGACGGGACUGAUGAAAAACCCAAGGGAUUGAAGCCGGAAAAUUUGAUGGUUGUUGGCUUUGUUUUUAAAGCGGAGCCCAUUACCACUGAGCCAUCCCUGGACAAGCACGACGAGGAUCAUGUAGAAAUCGGGAUGAAAGGACAAGUGCUUACUGGCGAGACUCCUCAUCUUGAUAAACAAGUGGCAUCUGUAGGUUGGCGCUUGUUCUGUUCGUGCUGUAGGCGAAGCCCGGCGGAACAUAAAGAAGACUAGAGAAGACCAAGACUGGUACCACUAUGACUAAGCCAGCUGCACACGCACAAGGUAAUACCUUUAUGAAAUCAGGCUGUACACCAGGGUAAGAUCUAACCUUAAAUCUUUAUGAAUUUGAAUGGCGGGCAUUAAGUGAGAAGAGAUAAUUGAUGAUUCGACAUACUGAUACUUGCUCUUCUUCGAGAGAAAGUGCAAUGUUGUUGAAAGGCCUUCCCUGACAGACAGUUCAGGACCCGAGGCAAAAAGACAUGGCAUGACAUUCUAGAAGGAUUGUGUGGAAGUAAAAUGUUGAGUUGCAUGGCCGUGGUAGAGGAGCUCAAAAUAAUUGAUUUUAAUUGUUCUCUAUCAAACUAACAUCAUGAACCUGAUCAUCUUUUCAUUUUCAGAUGAAUGAUAGAUUUUUUAGAUCUACUGAGAACAAGGAGAAGGAUGAAAAUGAGCCGCGACGGUUCAUCAAACAUCACGUAGAUGUAGAUUGAGGCCUGGUAGGUUGAGAUGUGAUGCAUUGCAUGAUUGAAAACUCGAUGAUGAAAACUCUAUUGUAGGCUUCUCAGACACUGUAGUUUAGAAAUUUGUAUCUCGUCUCGCCAAGAAUGGUAGAAGAUGAGCAUUUGAGACGCAUGCUGAUCGAUGCCUAGUCGAUGAAGUCUUCGAAGACUUCGUGGUUCCACACCUUGCUCGUCGUUUUGUUCUUCAUCUUCGGCUCGAUGCUUUUAUCGUCGGUUAUUUUCGAUCGAAGACAACGAAACCACAAGCACGACGGAAACAAGCCCGCGCUUCGCACCUCGUGAAGAAAUUGUUUCGCUUGUAAGUAGUCCGUUGUCUUCUACUUUGUAGAAACUACUUCUUGCACUGAUAUUUUGGAACAAAUGGAUUGAUGAGAGAUCCAAUGAAGUCGGUGGAUUUGGACGACCAUCAGUUGUAC